GAUGAUCGGCUGGGUCGCCGUCAUCUUCGCCGUCCAGAACUGGCUCUCAGAAACUCCCGAGUCGCAGAAGACCGCUUCGACUCCCGGAUACAUGACCGUCGGCAUGGCUCUCAUGUCAACCGCAGUUGCAUACCUUCCUCUCUUCAUGCCUCCUGUAGCAGCACCUGGCAUGGGCAGUGGCACCGAAGCACCCGCUGCUGCCGCUGCCAUCACGCCUUG
This is a messenger RNA of Aureobasidium vineae, 219 nucleotides long. The record is from the annotation of a GenBank genome assembly. Lineage: Eukaryota; Fungi; Ascomycota; Dothideomycetes; Dothideales; Saccotheciaceae.